This is a messenger RNA of Dufourea novaeangliae, 2003 nucleotides long. RefSeq names its product DNA endonuclease RBBP8-like. Gene Ontology annotation, biological process: double-strand break repair via homologous recombination; DNA double-strand break processing involved in repair via single-strand annealing. The record is from RefSeq and is a predicted model, not a curated record. The coding region runs from base 306 to 2003 and encodes 565 amino acids. Lineage: Eukaryota; Metazoa; Arthropoda; Insecta; Hymenoptera; Halictidae. Gene Ontology annotation, molecular function: double-stranded DNA binding; damaged DNA binding; Y-form DNA binding. Gene Ontology annotation, cellular component: site of double-strand break. The transcript has 7 exons.
UUAGAACGUGUACUUCUGUACCAGCGAGAUGUAUACAAUCUAUGACGACGUAUGGCGGUCGGCGGAUUGCGAUUCGAAAAGAGACAGCGCGCUCGUCGAUCAGAGAAGUGGUCAGCGGUACGACGUUGUGGGAAUGAAUAAUAAAUUUCUUUUUCUUUGUUGAAUUUGUUCGUUUCUAUGUUCGGUGUGAUACUGAUAUACACAAUAAAAACACGCAGCACAUUAAUUAAUGGCAAGUGAAAACACGGACGAGGUAUUUGAGUCGUUCGAAAAAAAAACAAUACCUAACCUCGUCUGCUUUACCAAUGGCUACAUCGGCUACAUCAGACGUUCUACAAUUUCAUUACCGUAUAGAGAAUGAAGUCGCACAAAAUGCUGCCAAGAAUUUCGCUGGAAUGCUUGGAAAGGCAUUCGAACAAUAUAAAAAAUUAUGGAUUGAAUAUUUAAAAUUGCGAAAGUAUUGUGAAGAUGCUGAUGUUAAGAUUCCAUUUCAGUUGUUCGAAUCAGAAAGUGACAAUAAGGAUCUUGAAAUAUUGUCACAAUGCUCUGAAAGUCAUACAGAACCACUUGAUAAAUAUACAAGUCAAGUAUUAUCUGAGAAUGCAAAAUUAUCUGUAUCUACCUAUGAAAGUAUUUCGAAUGAAUGUGGUUCUGGUAUUGUAUCUAAUCCAAAGCAAAUAGAAAAAAAUAAGUUAUUACAUAGUCCGGUACUUAUAAAAAAGCGUAAUAAAUUUAGAAGAAGCAGUGUAAUGUCUGGUCGUUACAUUUUAGACGAUUCUGAGGAAAACAUUAAAUAUAUACCAGCCAAAGAAAAUAUUCAGAUUUUGGCAAACAGUUCUCAAGAAGAUAUCUAUGACACAUCUGUUGAGACAAAAAAAAGCGAAUGUUCAGUCAUUGAGAAUAAUAAUGAUGAAAUAGAAUGUACACCCUUAUCCACUAUGCCAAGAAAACUAGGAGUUAGUAAACUGUAUAAUGUUGAUACCACAUUAUUGAGAAAUGGUAGAAAAUUGAAACAGUCAACACUCAUGUUUUUUCCAAAUGAACGAAGUACAGAAAACAUUGGUCAUGAGAUACACAAAGAGUUAGCCUUAUUGAAACCACAUAUGUCUCUUACACCUCAAAGAAAAAUACAACAAAAUUCAAAGUAUCUUAGUUCUAUGAGAGCAGCAGAGGAAGAAAUAGUUGAAGAUAGUCCCACCAAACCUUCAAAGCUUCAUGAAAAAAGUAGUAGGGGAGACAAUGAUGUAUUUGGUAAACUUACUGACAGUAAAACUAGAGAUAUAAAGCUGGAUUCGUUAAGCAAUCCAGUCAGUCUCAAUCAGUACUUACCUGUAUACACAUCCAUGCAAAAAGAUGAACCAUACUUAAUAAAAAGAUUAAAAACAUUUAGUAAUUCAGACAAUGAAAGUGUUGACAGUGAAAGUAAUAUGUUAACUUCUCCAACAUCCCCAACACUUGUUAGUGCUGAACAUUUAAUUGUCGAAACGCCAGAGAGAGAAACUAAGAAAUUAGAAGUCAGAGGAAAUGAAAACCAAGCACAAAAACGAAAAUUUUCGGAAACAAUCAAUGAAACAUGCGGUUAUAAUACUUCAGCAGGUGACGACGAAACAUUCUGCCUGUUAGGUGAAAGAUUUAAAGAAAAAUUUGUUUCCAAUGUAGAUAAUACCAAAGAUUUUAAAGAAAGAAUACCUAAGAGUACUUCAAGUGAACUUUCACCUGUGAAAAAAAGUCUCUUGGACAGUUUUGAUAUGGUACCCGAGAAAAAACAAGUUUUUUCUGGUAAAUCAAAAAGCAAAGCAGAAAGGGCAAAGAUGCAGGGUGUUUCUUGUUGGGAAUGUAAAAAGUACUAUGCUGAACUUGGACUUUCUGAAAGAGAAAUAAAACAAAGGCAGAAUCAGUGUUCUCGGCAUAGAACGAAGUACAAUGAAAGAGAAAGUACACCCGAAGGAUUUUGGGAUCCAUUGUUUCCUGAUACAUUUGCAUCCAGUUUCCAAGAUGACUGA